Molecule: messenger RNA, 333 nt
Organism: Penicillium chermesinum
Lineage: Eukaryota; Fungi; Ascomycota; Eurotiomycetes; Eurotiales; Aspergillaceae
Exons: 1
Coding region: 1-333 (110 amino acids)
Source: RefSeq, a predicted model, not a curated record
AUGCAAAUUUUUGUUCUUCCAGAGAAGCUCACUUUCUUGAUUGAUGUCUACACUCUGAAAGACAAGGCAUUCUCUUAUCUUACGAAAUCUUCAACAAACGUCCGCUCUUGGGAGAAAUGGUGCGAUAUUGUGGAAGUCACCACAACCAGGACAUCCAAGAGUCAGAACCAAACUAUGAGGAAAACGACGGCUAAGAACCCCACAAUGAAACGGACAACCAAGGGCACCCCUCCCGUUCUUCUUCCUCCUCCGACACCGAUCAUGGCCUCGGUACCGCUGCAGAGGCCCCCGAGAAGGGAUGCGGUGAUCGGGGGAGCUGUGAUGGCGGCUUAG